GCAUUAAACUUAACUAAACUGCACUUGACUAAACUGCACUAGAACUCUUUUUCUUGGUUUUAACAAAUAUCAAAUUAUCAAACAUAUACCUUUUUUCUUUUCCAUUUUAAGUUUAUAGCCGAUUUAUGGAUUCAGUGAUUCAGUCAUGGUUAUUUUGAAUGAUUCCGAUAGCGAAGAUGAGUUACCGCCGGGAUGGGAAGAGAGAACAACGUUAGAUGGAAACGUUUAUUACGUGAAUCACUACACGAAGGGUACGCAGUGGACGCAUCCUAGAACUGGCCGUAAAAAGAUCGUCAACGGAGAUUUACCUUCUGGAUGGGAGAGAUGUAUAUCAGAUGAUGGUAAAGUUUUGUAUAUCGAUCAUACAAAUCGUACAACAACUUAUACUGAUCCACGAUUAGCAUUUGCUACUGAAUACAGAGAGAUGUCUCAGAUAAUACGACAAAGAUUCGAUGGAAGUAGUACUGCCUUGGCAGUAUUACAUGGCCGAGAUCUACGUAACAAAGUCGCUCUUAUUACAGGAGCUAAUACAGGCAUUGGAUUUGAAACAGCUAGAUCAUUAGCCUUGCAUGGUUGUAAUGUAAUAUUAGCUUGUAGAGAUAUGGAAAAGGCUAAUGAAGCUAUAAAACACAUUCAGCAAGAGAAAGAUACUGCAAAUUGUGUAGCUUUACAAAUGGAUUUAUCAUCAUUGAGCAGUGUACGUGAAGCUGCUGAACAAUUUAAGCAGAAAUUUAAAUGUCUGGACAUUCUUAUAUUAAAUGCAGGCGUGUUUGGACUACCUUAUCAACUUACAAAAGAUGGUUAUGAGACAACGUUUCAAGUUAAUCACUUGUCACAAUUUUAUUUGACGCUUCUAUUGAAACAGACUAUACAGAGCACUAAUAAUCCUAGAAUCAUAGUAGUUUCCAGUGAAUCACAUAGAUUUUCAUCAAUACGAACUGUAGAAGAUCUUCACCAGUCAACUUUGUCUGUACCAGCAUACAAGUAUUGGGCGAUGGCAGCAUACAAUGAAUCAAAGCUCUGUAAUAUUUUAUUCGUGCAGGAACUGGCACGUCAAUGGCUCUUCGUAGGCAUAUUUGCUUGUCAUCCCGGUAACCUAGUGUUUACAUCCUUAUCGCGUCAUUGGUGGCUGUACCGAUUAUUAUACGCCUUAGCACGACCAUUUACAAAAUCAUUGCAACAAGCAGCGAGCACUAUUAUAUUCUGCGCUACUGCUCCUGAAUUAGAGGGUGUAACAGGUAGCUAUUUUAACAACUGUUGCCAUUGCCAACCGUCGAAUGCUGCACUAGAUUCUGCAUUAGCUGCACAAUUGUGGACUCUCAGCCAAGAUAUGAUAACAGAUGUAUUAAAGAGAAAUAAUUAAAUAUAAGAAUUAUUAUUAUCUUAA
Messenger RNA from Acromyrmex echinatior (Panamanian leafcutter ant), 1387 nucleotides. It is a transcript of the gene Wwox, whose product is annotated as WW domain-containing oxidoreductase. Gene Ontology annotation, molecular function: protein binding. The record is from RefSeq and is a predicted model, not a curated record. NCBI's taxonomy places the organism in Eukaryota, Metazoa, Arthropoda, Insecta, Hymenoptera, Formicidae.